This is a messenger RNA of Dothidotthia symphoricarpi CBS 119687, 2082 nucleotides long. RefSeq names its product SWIRM-domain-containing protein. Lineage: Eukaryota; Fungi; Ascomycota; Dothideomycetes; Pleosporales; Dothidotthiaceae. Gene Ontology annotation, cellular component: SWI/SNF complex. Gene Ontology annotation, biological process: positive regulation of DNA-templated transcription. Gene Ontology annotation, molecular function: histone binding; DNA binding. The transcript is spliced from 2 exons. The record is from RefSeq and is a predicted model, not a curated record. The coding region runs from base 1 to 2082 and encodes 693 amino acids.
AUGCUCACCUCGCACCCAGACACCAGCAUGCUCGAAGACACAGAGGCCAAGGACUCCUCGCGCGAGGCGUCAGAAGCUCCGCCCGCCCCGCUAUCCGACAACCCACUCGAUGCGCCCGACGGCCCACGCCCAGACGCAGAGGAUGCAGACGGCCAGGAAGACGAGGAGAUGGGCGGUCUCGACGACACCAAGAAAGAGAAAGAUGCUGAUGGCGCUGACGUCGCGGACCCAGAGGCACAAGCAAAAGCCGAUCUGCAAGCUGCUGCCCGCUCACAUUUUGUCACACAGACGUACGCGACCAUCAUCCCCAGCUACGCGACGUGGUUCGACAUGCGCUACAUCGACUACCGCGAGCGCAAGGCCCUGCCCGAGUUCUUCAACGGCCGCAACCGCAGCAAGACGCCUGCCGUCUACCGCGACUACCGCGACUUCAUGAUCAACACGUACCGCCUGAACCCCUCCGAGUAUCUCACCGUCACAGCCUGCCGCAGGAACUUGGCCGGAGACGUGUGCGCCAUCAUGCGCGUGCACGCCUUCCUCGAGCAGUGGGGUCUGAUCAACUACCAGGUCGACCCUCAAGAGCGCCCGUCCAACAUCGGCCCUCCCUUCACCGGCCACUUCAGAGUCACCGUAGACACCCCCCGCGGACUGCAGCCCUUCCAGCCUGGCCCAGGCUCAAAAGUCACAGAUGGAAAGCAGCACGCAGCCACAGACCGCGCUGCAAGCCAGCAGCCCACCGCCAAGACAGAGACCAAGUCCCUCGCCGGACGAAACAUCUACGAGGCAAACGGCAAGGAAGCGUCUACCGAGCCAAAGGACCGCACCAUCAACGGCGAAGGCGGCUCAGCAGACGUCAAGGAGCUCGAGGCUGCUGCGAAAGAACCACUCAAAGUGAUCAACUGCUUCAGCUGUGGCGUCGAGUGCACUCGCGUACACUUCCAUGAGACGAAACCAUCCGAGCAACCUGGACAACUAAAGAGUGCAGGCGGUCUGAAGCGCGAUCUCUGCCCUAGGUGUUUCGUAGAAGGCAACUUCCCCUCCGGAACCUCAUCAGCAGAUUUCGCAAAGAUCUCGAAUCCAGAAUACUCGGCAGUACCCGAAACUGAAGAGAAGUGGACUGAGGAGGAGACUCUUCUGCUGCUCGAGGGGUUGGAGGAAUUUGACGACGACUGGAACCGCGUCGCUGAUCACGUCCAAACAAAGACUCGCGAGCAGUGUGUGAUGAAGUUCCUGCAACUCGAAAUCGAGGACAAGUAUAUCGAAGCGGAUCUGCCACAGAGCGACUCUGCCGCACCGUCGACAAAAUUCCUCCGCGAUCUAGAGUACCUCAGCGAAGGCCGCGUCCCCAUCCACCACGCCGACAACCCCAUCCUAAGCGUAGUGAGCUUCCUCGCCGGUCUCGCCCCCGCAAACGUCACCGAAGCCGCCGUAGCCUCAGGCCGCAGCGUCAACGAAAUGAAGCGCAUCCUACAAGACAAGAUCAACAAAGCGCCCACGGCCCCGUCCGAAAAAGGCAAAGAAAAGGAAACCUCAACCGUCAAGCCCGAAGGCGCCGAUGCCAUGGACGUCGACACCACCCAAGACACAACCGUAGCCACCACCUCCUCCUCAGACAGCAACCCUCUCGUCACCCUCCCCUUCGCCCUCUCAGCAGCCCGCUCCUCCGCCCUCGCCUCCCACGAAGAACGCCACAUCACGCGCCUCGUCUCCGGCUCAGUCAACCUACAACUCCAAAAACUCCAGCUCAAACUCGCUCACUUCAAUGACUUUGAGAAACUUCUCGCCGCUGAACGUCGCGAUCUGCAGCGCAGGCGCCAGCAGCUGUUCAUGGACCGUCUGAACUUCCAGCGCCGGGUUCGCGCGCUCGAAGAUGCGACGAAGAAGAUCUCGGGCAAUUUGGGUGGCCAGGGUCUGCCGGGCGCGAUUAGCAAUGAGGAUGCUGUCCAGGCGCUGGUUGAGGCUAUGCGGGUUUUUGGCGUGGGGAAGGGAGAGGAUAGCGUGGGGGUUAAGCGCGGGAGUGUGGAUGCGGGGGUUGAGCCUGUUGGUGAGGGGGGGGAGGGGUUUGGGAGGUUGGAGAUUUAA